This is a messenger RNA of Thermothielavioides terrestris NRRL 8126, 1161 nucleotides long. RefSeq lists its product as uncharacterized. The transcript is spliced from 3 exons. The record is from RefSeq and is a predicted model, not a curated record. Gene Ontology annotation, molecular function: arylformamidase activity. NCBI's taxonomy places the organism in Eukaryota, Fungi, Ascomycota, Sordariomycetes, Sordariales, Chaetomiaceae. The coding region runs from base 99 to 1109 and encodes 336 amino acids.
GGCCGCAAGAAUAGAGCAAGAGAGACUCGGGCCCCCUCAGCGAAAGGAACUCUUUGUCCAAGUCCCCAUUCCUCACCACGACUCUGUUGCUAGCGACCAUGGAUCCCGCGUCGGUGCCGGACUUUGACGACCUACCCAAGGUUGACGGUCAGCCUCAGGGAUGUGCAUGGGGUCUGUUUGAUAAAGACGGCAAGAAGGAUGUUUUCGGGACCCUCAACUUCCUGACGCCCUCAAUCGUGGCCGCAGCGGCCGCCGAGGUCAAGGAUGGAGUCUCCAUCUCCCUCAACUGGCCCUUGAACGGCAUCAAGUUCCCUCUGCCGGGCCGCAAGCCGCCGGUGCACCGGCCCAAACCCUUGAGAGAGCUGGGCAUAGACUGUGAGGGGUGGGACGACGAGCUGGACUUCAACACGCAGUUCAGCAGCCAGUGGGACGGCCUGUGCCACUUCACGCCCGGCGGCGCGACGUACAACGGCCUCAAGCCGACCCAGCAGGGGCUCGAGGUGCAGUCGACGGCCGAGAACGGGCUGCCGACGAUUGAGCACUGGCACUCGCGCGGCGCGCUCGUCGGCCGCGGCGUGCUGAUCGACUGGAAGCGGUUCCACGAGGAGACGACGGGCACGCCGUACCACCCGCUCGACGGGUACCGCAUCACGCCCGAGGACAUCGAGAAGGUGGCCAGGCACCAGGGCGUCGAGUUCAAGCACGGCGACAUUCUGAUCGUCCGUACCGGAUACACCGAGGUGCUGGAGGCGCCCACCCAGGAGGACUUUGCCAAGUUUCAGGCGCAGACGCUGUCGGGCGUGCACGGAACCGUGGAGACGGCGCGCUGGGUGUGGAAUCACCGGUUCGCCGCCGUGGCGGGCGAUGCUCACGCUUUCGAGGCCCUUCCACCGCUGAAGCCUGACGGCACUCCCGGGUCUGUUACGGAGCCGGUCCUCCACCACUGGUUCCUCAACCAGUUCGGCAUGCCCAUCGGCGAGCUGUGGGAUCUGAAGGCCUUGAGCGAGUAUGCGAAGAAGACGGGCCGAUACAGCUUUCUGCUGACCUCGGUGCCACUGAACCACCCAGGCCUGGUGGCCUCGCCGCCCAACGCGAUCGCGCUGUUCUAGGCUAAGAGCCAGCAUUAGGUACCGCUUUGGAUCCACGGUCCUUACUGUCUUG